AUGCCAGGUCAAUUGAAGACUUUGAUCGGGUCAAUCAGGCGGAAGCCUGCCACAGCCCCCGAUGGCAAAAGAGACGACGAGGUAGAUCCAGUCAAUGAAAAGACUUCCAUUGGCCAUGACCUAGCUCAUAUGGGCCUCAAAAAUGCGGGAACAGUUGCAACCGCCGUAACGACACUUGCCUCCGGCGCGCCUCUAGACGACAAAGAGCUCCUGCUUGAACACGGUGUCUCAAUGCUGCAGUCAUUGCCACCCAACAGUGGCCUCAGCCAAACGGUUUCCAACAACUUUAUUGGGAUGCUAUACCAUGACCUCCCUCACCCUCCACCUACAAUGUCUGGCCCUUCAGCUAGAUACAGGCAGCAUGACGGCAGCGGCAAUAAUCCGUGGAUCCCAGAGAUGGGCAAAGCUGGCUCGGCUUACUCCCGCAGCGUGCCUCCCACCAAGCCCAAAGGUCCAAAUCUCCCAGACCCAGAACUGGUCUUUGACCAGCUUCUCAAACGGACUGGGCCAUUCCGCGAGCACCCCUCCGGUCUAAAUCGAUUUUUCUUCUCUUUUGCUACGAUCGUUAUCCAUGAGUGCUUCCAGACGUCCCGUAAGGAUCCCUGGAUCAACGAAACUUCAAGCUACGUGGAUCUGAGUACGAUAUAUGGCAAUACAGAAGUAGAACAGAAGCGGGUGAGGAGUUAUGUGAAUGGGAAGAUUUUCCCUGAUUCCAUCGCUAGUGAGAGGAUUAUGAUGAUGCCGCCUGGUGUUGUUGCUAUUCUACUAAUGUUCUCGAGAAACCACAACCAUGUUGCGGAGAAUUUAUUUACUGUCAAUGAACAAGGGAAAUACAAGCCUUGGGAGAAGCUUAAUGAUGAGCAGAAAGCUUGGCAAGACAACGAUAUCUUUCAGCUGUCUCGAAAUAUCAAUGUAGGCUAUUUUGCGACUGUGGUGUUGAAAGACUAUGUCGCCGCUAUUCUUAAUACUCCAAGAGCUAAUUCGACCUGGUCCCUUGACCUGGGUGCGGAAAUCAAGUCGGAUGGAAAGCGAAUCGAGAGAGGAACCGGCAAUGUUGUCUCUGUCGAAUUCGCAGUGCUUUACCAUUGGCAUGCUGCUCUUUCCGCAGCUGAUGACAAAUGGAUGGAGACUGUUAUAAUAUCCGCCUUGCCUGAUCUCAAAUCCCUUGAUGACAUGACCGUCGAGUUAUUCCAAAAGGUCAUGAUGACUUACGGUCAUAAGCUCAUGACAACCGAGCCGAAAAAUUGGACAUUUGGAGGUCUGGAAAGGGGACCAGAUGGGAGUUUCAGUGACGUUGAUAUUGCAGAGAUUCUUAAGAACUGUGUAUACGAGCCGGCACAUGCUUUCGGAGCGCAUGGUACUCCUGCUAGUCUGAAGAUUGUUGAUAUCAUGGGUCAAUUGCAAGCCAGAGAUAUUUUCAAUGUCUGCACUAUGAAUGAAUUCCGUCGAUACCUUAACUUGAAGCCCUACGAGAGUUUCGAAGAUUGGAAUCCAGACGAGAAGACUGCCAGAGCUGCCGAACUGCUUUAUGGCCACAUCGAAAACCUAGAACUCUACCCUGGUCUGAUGGCCGAGGUCACAAAGCCGGCUAUGCCAGGUUCCGGUGUCUGUCCGGGUCAUACAUCAGGACGAGGUAUUCUUGACGAUGCUGUCGCUCUUGUCCGUGGAGAUCGGUUCCUGAGCUAUGACUUCAACAGUACUACUCUAACCAACUGGGGAUUCGCUAAAGUUGGUACGAUACUUCCGGGAGGCUAUGGUGGUAUGCUACCUUAUUUGCUGUUCAAUGGUCUUCCAGGCGCAUACACUGGCACUUCUCCAUACGCACUACUUCCUUUCUAUACCCCGUCGGCAGCAAAGGGCAUAUUGAAGCAAAACAAGACCAUCCAACUCUACGAUAUGGAGAGACCGGCAAGUGACAUGAAAGUUAUCGGCAUUCAUACCCACGAAGGCUGUAAAAAGAUAUUUGAGGACCGAGAAGUUUUCCGAGUUAUGUAUCAAAAGGCCAUCCGCCAAUGCACGGACAAUCAUGAUUUCAUGAUUGGGUGGGAUGAUAAUAAACGUCACGAUGCCCGUUCCAGCAUCCUCCACAAAGUAUUAUUCGAAGAGAACUUUGAGGCUAACAUUACCAAAUUCUUCAGAACUAAUGUCGCCAAGCUCAUCAAGGACCAUUCAUUGAAGUACUCUAAUAGCACCAGAAGGUCAAUUGACAUCGUACGCGAUGUCACAAAUGUCACACCAAUCCUCUGGUUAGCUGAAAGAUUCGCUAUCCCUCUCAAGACGAAAGAGCACCCAGCUGGCCUGUUAUCAAUCCCCGAAGCAUUCAUGAUCUACCUCGUGCUGUUCAUGUACCAGAGCUUCAACGUCAUUCCCGCAAACGAGUGGAAAUUGAGGGAAGGGGCAACAAAAGCCGCGCCUGUUCUUCGAGGAAUAUUCGAGGCCCAUUUGAAGACGCAGCAAGGCAUCAAAGAAGGCGUAGUCGACUGGCUCGCCAAAGGCAGCGCCUUUGAAGUUGGCCCCGAAGCCGACAGACUCUACCACGCUCUCAACAACUCCAAACUGCCCAUUGGAGACCUAGUCGGCGACUGCAUCGGCAUGGGCGCUCCCGUCGCCGGAAACCUGACCCAGCAAGCCUCCCUCCUCAUCGACCUCUUCCUCAGCGAAGGCUACGAGGAAUACAAAGCCCGCAUCAUCGAGCUCGCACACAAAGACGACGCCGCCUCAGAGCGCGAACUCCAAGGCUUCGUCUUCGAAGGCAUGCGCCACGCCGGCGUGGUCCCCGGCCUCCCGCGCGUCGCCUCCAGAAACAUCACGGUCCUAGACGGCGCGCGGGGGCCCGUAGCCAUCAAAGCCGGACACACGAUCCUGAUCGCGACGUCUAAAGCAGCCAUGGACCCCGUGCAGUUCCCCAACCCGGAGAAGCUCAACCCGCACCGGCCGUUCUCCGACUACAUCUUGCUGGGCCACGGCAUGCAUUACUGUUUCGGGGCACGGCUGGUGGGGAGUUCGCUGGCGGCGACGCUGAAGGAGGUUUUUAAGCUGAAGAAUAUCAGGAGGGCGGGGGGGAGACAGGGGCAUUUUACGGUGGUCGAGCAUGAGUUUGCGGGGGUUAAGAUGAGGCAGUAUUUGGAUGGGAGUGCGAAGGAGAGUCCGAUUCCUACGACGCUUACAUUGGAGUAUGAUGAGUGA
This is a messenger RNA of Lachnellula hyalina, 3186 nucleotides long. Its product is annotated as Psi-producing oxygenase A. Gene Ontology annotation, biological process: response to oxidative stress. The record is from RefSeq and is a predicted model, not a curated record. Bases 1 to 3186 code for a protein of 1061 amino acids. The transcript is spliced from 5 exons. NCBI's taxonomy places the organism in Eukaryota, Fungi, Ascomycota, Leotiomycetes, Helotiales, Lachnaceae. Gene Ontology annotation, molecular function: heme binding; iron ion binding; monooxygenase activity.